AUGUCUGCUCAGAAAUACUACGAAGUGUUGGGUGUUGAAGCUGACGCAAGCUUUGCAGAAAUUAGAAAGGCGUUCUUUAAGGAAUCUCUGGCUAAACAUCCGGAUAAACGAGACAAAUCCGAAGCUGAGAAAGCCCAUAGGGAGUACGUUCUUAUAUCUGCCGCAUACAACGUGCUCAAAGACUCCCAGUCGAGAAGCAAGUACGAUGAAAGCUUGCAGCUAGCUAAGAAAACGAAAGAUAACCAUCCGAACAGUGAAACUAGCUGGGGUUUCAACGAGAAGAAAGAUAGAGGUGCUCGUGGGCCCCAGCCAUCCCAGUUUCCUGGCAAUCCUCGUUUCUAUGCUGACCAGGACGAGCUAAACGCUCGUAGGCGUCAGCGAGCGCGACGUGCGAACAGGGAACAGCAGAAGAAGUGGAGAAAUCAGACAGAUCCGGAUGCUCCAGAGAACGCGCGUGAAGAACAUAUGCCAUACGAAGCUCCACGUCCUGAGGCGGAUGAACAAAGCUCACCAGAAGAGGAGGCAUGGCUCAAAUUUCAAAAUGCCAAGAACAACGUCCAUGGUCUUUCUUUCGCCCUCAAGGAUGUUCUAUACACACUUUUGGAAAUCAUCCGCUCUCUCAGGAAGGUCGACGCAGUCAAGCGGCAUGCAUGCCAGGCCAGGGAGCAGCUACGUUUCAUCGAGGCUUCAUUCCACAAUCUCGAAACGGAUAUUGCUUCCGUGGAUUCGCCAGAAUUUUUGACAGAUCCUACAAUAGCCCGCAUCAACCGAAUGAUGGAUUUGGAAGAGCAUGUUCGAGGAUUUGUAGGACUACAACAUGGCCUUUCCGAGGAAUACGCCGCAGCGACAAGCAAACUCUUGAUGAAAGCCAUGAACAAGUGGGUCCAUCUUUGUAAGUAG
This is a messenger RNA of Diaporthe amygdali, 900 nucleotides long. RefSeq lists its product as uncharacterized. NCBI's taxonomy places the organism in Eukaryota, Fungi, Ascomycota, Sordariomycetes, Diaporthales, Diaporthaceae. The transcript has a single exon. The record is from RefSeq and is a predicted model, not a curated record. Bases 1 to 900 code for a protein of 299 amino acids.